AUGGGUUCCUCUGAUUCCAAACUUCAAUUCAAGACCAUGUUCUCCAAGUUGGGUGAAAACUAUAUAAAACACAAUGAUCAUAAUUUUUGGAAAAUGUUGUUCAUUCAGCCUCUUUCCAUUGAUGAUAUAUUUACAGUGAUUUCUCCCGAUGAUAUUCGCUCGUUAAGAAAGGUACAACCAGCAAAUCUUGGCACAAUCAUUUAUAAGUGUAUUGAGCAACUUUUUCUGUUUUCUCAACCCAAAAACUACUUCUCUGAAAGCACUAGUGCCAAAAACUCACUUCAUCUUCUCACCAGAAUUUUGCCUUUUGUUUUUGAGCAUGAUGAUGAUGGCUUUGUGAGUGAUCUGUUCUUCAAUAACGUGUUGCCAGGCUCAGCGAAUUUGCUAUCCGUUGUUGGUGGUGCAACUAGCAGCAACCAACAAGCGAUUGAGCAACAAGCUCCAUCCACGCCAUCGGAUCAAAAAAUCGAUACCCAAAAACAACAAUCCACAUCUUCCGAACAAAUUGAACUAGUGAAACAGGAAAUUGAUCAACUCAAACAAAAGGUGGAAGAAAAAUUAGAAAAUAAUAUUUCCAAUGCUCCCACUGAGCCUGUUACAAAAGAAGAUGAGCCUCCAGUAGUGGAGCCAGUUAAGGAAGCUCCUAAAGUUGAGGAACCUAAAGAAACACCAAAACAACCUGUUGAGUCAAGUUCAGGUAAAAAGAAGAAGAAAAAGAACAAGAAAAAGAAAGGAGGAAAAGAAGAGGAAAAGGCUGUCGCCGAAACAUCUGUUUCCUCAACAGUCGAAUCGAAUACUGAAGAACAAUCAGAGACUACCAAUGAGGAUGCUUCCACUGAGGUGUCAUCGGAGUCUCCUGCGACUGCUGCUGUUGAUGAGCAAUCAACGACCUCUACAAUUCCUCAACAAGAAACAGUAACCCAAGAAGAAGAAAAAGUGGAAGAAAAGUCAGUUGAACAGGCUCAAUCUGUGGAGUCAACUAAUACAGCCUCCGUACCACAAACUGUACCUGAUGAGAAAAAGCCAUUGCCAAUUUUGAAAAUUGCAGACGUGAAUUUGACUACUUCACUUGCUGAAGUAAUGUUGCAAACAUUAAUGAGAUGCUUAUUCCUCCCUGAUUUCACAGUUCCUUUAGGACAAUUCAACGAAGAUAACUACAUUUCAUUGAAAUCAGAUUCCUUGGAUGAAAAUGUUUUAUGGCAAGUUGGUAUGGGAGUUCCUCUUUCUAAAGGCCUUCGUUCAGCAUCUUGGGAGCAAAUGGAAAACAGAAAUGAUAUUUUAAGAUGCUUAUUAACAUGUUUCUCAAGUGUUCUAUAUUGUGAUGCUGAGACAUGCAGUGAAUUUGAUAACAAGUUCCUAUCAUUAGCAGUCUCUGAUAGAAUGCCACACGUUCAUAACUUGGUGUAUUCUCUGUUGAAUUUUGUUACUGCAUAUGAUCCAAGAGGCUCACUUCCAUAUUCUUCCCAACUUUUCACUGACCACUAUACUCAGUACAUUGAAACAUCAUUGCAUGUUUUGUCUGUGUUGUUACAACACAAACCAAAAGGACAUGCUAAUGUUUAUCAUACAUUCUUCCAACAAUUUAGAAACACAUUAGAUAUGACUCACUUAUAUAGCAAGAUGACAUUACUUCUCAGAAAUGUUGUUGAUUCUCACAACACCUAUCUACCUAGCUCACAAAAACUGAUCGAAUUCUAUGAGGAAGUCUUGCUUCUUUUGUGGCUAAUCCUUGGAGAAGCUCCUAUUUUCAGAACAUUUGUAUGCAAGGAACUUAACAUCACUGAGUUACUUAUUCCACUUCUUUUUAUUAUUCAACUUCAUUGCAAACAGGUCACAAAGUUUCCAAUUGUACAAUUGGCUUCUUUUACAAUUUUAUUAUUAAGUGGAAACAGAGAAUUCGGAGUUGCUCUCAAUCAUCCAUACAAAAUUUCAACACCUUUGGAUGUACCUGUUUUUGAAGGCAAUUUUGCUGAUUUACUCAUUUUGUUCUUCAAUAAGGUUAUGGUCAGUGAUAAGGGAAUCAUUCGUGGUUUGUAUGAUUGCAUGCUGACAAUUAUUGCAAAUAUUUCUCCUUACACAAAGUCAUUAAGCAUGCUCUCCAGCGUCAAAUUGUUGAACUUAUUUGAGGCAUUUGCAUCUCCAAGAUUCCUUUACUCGAGUGAAAAGAAUCACCAAUUCGUUUCUCUUUUACUUGAAGUUUUUAACAACAUUAUUCAAUAUCAAUAUGAAGGCAAUGUCCAUGUCAUUUACUCCAUUUUGAGAAGAGGAAAAUUAUUCAAGGAUCUCACUCAAGAGCCAGAUUUAGAACCAAUCAAAGCAGCAAUUAUGAAGAAACAUGAAGGCAAACAAGGAGCUGAACAACCAUUCAUACCAACUCACGAAUGGGUGCAAUCAUGGAGACCAAAGCUUCCACUCUACACAAUCACGACUCUUAUUGACACUCUUACUCCAGACGUCGAAAAGAUCUGCUCGCAAGAAUAUGCCACUGAAGAGGAUGUGAUCGUCUAUCUCAAAAACACAACCCUUGUUGGUUUGUUGCCAGUGCCUCAUACCAUCAUAAUCAGAACAUUCCAAGGAAAUUCGAAAAUUGAUACGUUCAUAAUCACGUUUAUUUGGGGAUGUAUUUAUGUGAAGAUGAGUACACGUGUUCCUUGGGUUGAUGCAAAGGCUAUCAAACUAUUCAGAAUUAAUACUGUUCCUGUUCAAUAA
This is a messenger RNA of Naegleria fowleri, 2709 nucleotides long. RefSeq lists its product as uncharacterized. The coding region runs from base 1 to 2709 and encodes 902 amino acids. NCBI's taxonomy places the organism in Eukaryota, Heterolobosea, Eutetramitea, Acrasida, Naegleriidae. The transcript has 2 exons. Gene Ontology annotation, cellular component: membrane; Golgi trans cisterna; Golgi medial cisterna. The record is from RefSeq and is a predicted model, not a curated record.